Galleria mellonella (greater wax moth) is the source of this 784-nucleotide messenger RNA. RefSeq names its product 60S ribosomal protein L37-like. Gene Ontology annotation, molecular function: RNA binding; structural constituent of ribosome. The coding region runs from base 410 to 703 and encodes 97 amino acids. The record is from RefSeq and is a predicted model, not a curated record. Gene Ontology annotation, biological process: translation. Gene Ontology annotation, cellular component: ribosome; cytosolic large ribosomal subunit. NCBI's taxonomy places the organism in Eukaryota, Metazoa, Arthropoda, Insecta, Lepidoptera, Pyralidae. The transcript has a single exon.
AAAGCAUUAAUAAUAUGCUGUGAAUAUUCAUCACUCCUGCGUAUAAUGAAGCGUUUUCAUCUGUAAAGCCAAUAGACGACUGCUAAGUUAUUAAUAGACAAUCACACACAACAUCAACCAGUCACAAGAGUCGCUCAUCACGACAUCGCGAGAACGCCAAUCAUAAUGCAGGAGAAAAUUACAUGACCUUUCAGAUUUUAAAUUGUAACUUACUUGCAAAACAAAUUUUAGUGCAUUAUAUCAAAUUUAUAUUCAAUACGACGCUUCAAAAUUAUUUAUUUUUAGUUACCCCAGUUAAACUGCUUCAAACACUAGGUGUAUUUAUUCAUCAUCAUUAUAUUAUCCAUUCAUCAUUAAAACGCAAACGCACAUCAUUAAUAUUUGCUCUUUCAUUGUCAGUUUUGUCAAGAUGAUGAAAGGUAUUUUAAGUUUCGGCAAGUGCUGUAAUAAGACUCAUACAAUAUUUAGAAGAUGUGGCAGAUUGUCUUGUCACAUCCAGAAAUCAAAAUGCGCUCAGGGUGGAUGCCCUGCAGCCAAGUUGCAGUCUUAUCAUUGGUCAGUGAAAGCCAAAUGUAGGAAGACUACAGGAACUGGCCAUAUGCGUCGUCUCAAGAUUGUUAAAAGGCGUUUCCGCAAUGGCUUCAGAGAACGCAGACUGACUGCCAAAAGGGCUGUAGCAUCUUCGUGGACCGUUCGUUGUUAAAUAAAUUAACAACCAGUUUGUCGACCUGCAACAGUUACUUUUUCUAUCAAGUAGAUUGCAGGAUAGUAAUAUUAGUGAGUG